AAACAUACUGGGAUUUUCUACUGCACAGAGAGAUCGGAGGAAGGAGGACUGGCCAAAUUAGCUUUACAAGCAGAAAUGGAAGAUAAUGAACAGCUGUGUCUGAAGAGCUCAUGAGUGCAGCUUUGGAAGCUCUCACCAGGGAGCUGAAGAAAAGGGUCUGGCCUUCUGAAGAAGGUUGCUAAGAAACAGAUUUCAGAUGCUUCUUGAUUCUAUGAAGAGGAGACACACCCAGAAGGAAAUGAUCAGAAUGAAUGCCAAUGCUUCUCUCAGUGUGUGUUCUCAGGAGUAGUAACUGAGCUGUCAGAGCUGAUGUAGGUUCAUUUUCCUUGCCUGUAUUCCAGGAGGGUAUGAUAGUAAAGGGAAAUGCUUCACAUAUUAAUCUCCUGUUUGCCCUCAGACUCAUACUGUGGAUAAUUACUAGAAGCAUGCGCCCAGAUAAAAGCUCUACAAAAUGUGUGGGUCUCCUUUAAAUAGAUUAUUAAGAAUCCCCACAACAAUAUCAAAGCUGUCCUCCAACUUUCCUGAAUAACUAUUCUUUCAGCUCAGAGAGCUGCUUUAUUCUACAAAGUUGCAGUUCUGGAAAUUCAUCCAACUUUUUCUAGGACAGUAAGUACUAGAGGCAGAAAAGCAAGGAAAAUCACCUUUUGAUUGAUUUCUACCAACUGUUUGGGCUGUGAAGAGCAGUGAUAAGAUCCUCUGUGUGUUUAGGAAUGAGUUAUGGUGAGUUUGAGAUUAGAAGACAAAGUAUGCGAGGGGGACAUGCUGGCUCCACUGAAGACAAUGGGAGUUUUUCUGUUGACUUCAGUGGAGCCAGGUUUUCAUUCCAAGUGUUUUGGCAUUAGACGAUGCUCCUGGGUGGGGAAUCCGUUUCCUUAUUUUCCCCCAAAUAAUGUUGUAAAAUAACGUAUAGUAGGGUACAAAAAUUUCUCACUCUUCAACCCAACUCCCCAGAUACCAUCACUGCUUUUAGCUUUCUCCCUGUGACACUGAUGUCAGCGCUCUGGUGGGUGGGGCAAGUGAUGACAUCACAAGAAACUGAUGAGGUUACAAUAGGUGGCUCAGCCUGAAUCCCCAGUCUUUGGUGCUGUGGGCUUAAAGUAUUUGACCUCCUCCCAGGAGAAACACGCAACAAGAAGACAAAGGGCCAGGAAUAUCUGCACACACAGGUUAGCCCAGCGUCUGGAUAAGGAGUCAAUAUUAGAGGGGAAGGGAUCGAUUCUGAUUUUAGUAAUUCCUUGGACUAAAUCCAGAGACACUACAUUGGGAUUUCAGAUGAGUGCCUCUGGAUUUAUGCAGGUGAGCAAUCUGGUUCUUCCUUUAGAGUUCCAGAAGCAUUGGGAGUACUUUAAAAACCCUAUCAGCUCUGAAGCAACUUGAAGGACAGAACCAGUGGGUGAAGGACAUGAUGGAAAUUUCCAAGAAGCCUAAGGGGAUUAGACACUCAAAUACCUUUAAAAAUCAACAGAAUUGGUUUGCCCAACUCCCUUGUACUGCUUUGAAAAUCCUGGCAUGGUUCAUACAUUUUCUCUCUCAAGCCUAAAUACAAUAGUCCUGAAUCUGAAUCAACUGACAAUUAAUGGAAUAUUGACAAAGGGUCAGAAGAGGCUAAAGAGCUAUAUCUGGGGAGUUAGUGAGAGGGAGAGUUUGAUUGAUUUGGGUUUUAUUCUAAGUUCAGCCAAAAACUUAAACUAGGAUUUUCAGAUCUGCUUAAGGGAAUUUGAAAACCAGUCUCCAUUUAAUUUUAAUGGGAAUUGGAUGUCCUAAUUGCUUAGACAGCUUUCAAAAUCUCAGACUUCAUUUCUCCAUCCCUUAGUUCCUCAUCUAUAAAAUGGGAAUAAUUCCCUCCCUCAGAGGCUAAAUUCAGGGAUGUGUGAGGCUCAGAUACUAUGGUACUAGGGGCCUAAAUAGGUAGCAAUAGUCUGACCUCCCAAUGUCAUUCACUGGAGGGGGUAGGGGGAUGCGGAGGUGGAGAAAGCAGACCAUGCAGGAAUCUUUGGGUGGAAUCCCAAGUUUUGUGUGAUACUGGAGCUCUGACUAUGGAUUUGGUUUCCAAAGCUGUCCAGAGGUUUUAGGUGCCCAAUUUCUAUACAUUUUAAUAGAAUAAGACUGAUAUAUAGCCUCUCCCGAAAUCCCAACUCUAACCCCCACUCAUUUCUCUUCUCUCCUCAGACACCCUACUCCUAAAUUCCAGUUGUAUUUGUGCUAAUAUCAUUAUGAUUCCAGCAACAUAGUCUCAGGGUGAAGGGGUUGUAGGUGAUGAUGUCUUGGUGGGGAGGCCCAUCCUAACAGUUUCUCUCUUUCCCUAGCCCAAGGAUGUCAGAGUUGGAGAAAGCCUUCGGUAAAUUUGCCACGUACGGUGACACGGCUGCCACUGGCAAUGAUAUGACGGGCAAGAACUUCUCCAAGAUGUUGAAAGAUUGUGGUGUGAUGGACGGGAAGGCCGUGACCAGCACCGAUGUCGAUAUUGUGUUCAACAAAGUCAAGACCAAAGGUGCUCGCACCAUCAACUUUGCUGAGUUCCAGCAGGCCAUGAAGGAGCUGUGUGGCAAGCGGUUCAAGGGCAAGUCUCCUGAGGAGGCCCUGCAGGCUGUAUAUGCACUGAUGGAGGGCAAGGAACCAGCCAACGUGGGUGUAACGAAAACCACCACAGCUGGUGGGGUUGAUAGACUGACAGACACCAGCAAAUACACAGGCUCCCACAAGGAACGGUUUGAUGAGAGCGGCAAGGGGAAAGGGAUAGCUGGCCGUGAAGACGUGACCGAUGGCAGUGGCUAUGUUGGGGCCUACAAGGGAGCUGGCACCUAUGACAAGACACACUAGAGCUGACACAGCACCUUAGGGAGCCCUACACCCUGUCCUCUCCUGUAACCUAGGAGUGAGGCCAUUAAACAUCUCAUGCUCUUUGCACCUUGGCGCGCGCGUGUGUGUGUGUUAUUUCUGGGGGAAUACCGCGCCACUCCAUGCACACAGAAUUCAUGUCCCCUACAGAUGUCUUUGCUUCUCUGCAGAAAAAAUGACUUCUCACAAGGAAGCAAAGGGAAGUCUUGAAUAGUCACGUGCCCCUCCCCAGCACCACAAGUGUGUCCGUUCGGGCACCCGGAACAAUGGGCAGAGAGAGAAAUUACUGUAGGGGUGGGGGAAGCUGGGGAUGACCUGGCUGAAGGUUCCUACCCUGUGCUGAGCUCAGCUGCUAGUUCCGGCUGGGUUGGAGGAGGAUGGGACUUCCUCUUCCCUUCACAGGGCAGCUGGGUUGGGGCUGGGUCAGAUCCACCCCCAGCAACCUUCCCCUGGUUGCAGAAAGCUCUGCACCCUCCCCUCCACUGUCUGCCCCACAUCGUUCCUCAGCCAUGGGGGAGAGGUCACUGUACAGGGAGCUGCUCCCCCAUCUGUCCAACCCCCAUGCAUCCAGCCCAUACCCACAUCCUCCCCACUGAACCCCUCUACACCCAAACCCCCACCCCGCCGAGCCUCAUUC
Molecule: messenger RNA, 3475 nt
Organism: Gopherus flavomarginatus (Mexican gopher tortoise)
Lineage: Eukaryota; Metazoa; Chordata; Testudines; Testudinidae
Product: tubulin polymerization-promoting protein family member 2-like
Exons: 8
Coding region: 2314-2820 (168 amino acids)
Biological process (GO): microtubule polymerization; microtubule bundle formation; positive regulation of protein polymerization
Cellular component (GO): microtubule
Molecular function (GO): tubulin binding
Source: RefSeq, a predicted model, not a curated record